This is a messenger RNA of Rattus rattus (black rat), 3187 nucleotides long. It is a transcript of the gene Ccdc85a, whose product is annotated as coiled-coil domain containing 85A. The record is from RefSeq and is a predicted model, not a curated record. Gene Ontology annotation, biological process: negative regulation of DNA-templated transcription. NCBI's taxonomy places the organism in Eukaryota, Metazoa, Chordata, Mammalia, Rodentia, Muridae. Gene Ontology annotation, cellular component: nucleus. The transcript has 7 exons. Bases 995 to 2731 code for a protein of 578 amino acids.
CUUCUCCAGUUCUCUGUAUCUAGCUAGCUAUUCAUAUAUCUUGCUCUCAAAUUUUCUGCAUCCUAUUCUUCCAAGUACUGAAUGUUUCUCAUUUUGGUCAGCAGGCUGCUUCUCCUGGUAAUUUGCAGAAACUGAGGGGAGGGGACCGCCUUUAGUCACUUGGUGGCGCGCGCGAGCCUCGCAAGGCCCUAGCCGCACCUGCUCUUAACUCCAGCCCCACCCGCACCUCUGUGCUCUGGGAACCGCGCCCCCAGCCGUCCCUAGCAGCAGAGCACCUGGUGCUCAGGGUCCUGUUGGGCAAUGUCGUCCGCAUUUGGCCCUUGCAGGAGGCGUUGCGGGAUGCGGGCGUCCGGGACGCCAGCUUCCUCCCCGCUGCCGCUCCCCAACCCCCGCCCAUCCUCCUCUGGGCUCUGAAAACCCAAGGCUUCCCAGAACAGUUUAGGAUCAGCCGCAGGACUACAGUCAGCCGGCGGCGCGGAUUGUUCAGGAAAGGACAGCCUCCCUCGGCGCGCUCCAGCCUCCCUGGGAAGCCCAGACUCUCAGCAAGCCCCGGGCAGCUAGAGGAGCAGCGGAGCCUUGGGGUUGAGCUAGGGAAAGGCAAGGGCGUGUGAGUGUGUGUGAUAGACUGUGGGGGUGGCUGUCUCGAUCUGAGCACAGGAGAGGGCAGGGAUUGAGGCAGAACCCCUGGGUGUCCCCUGCCUGCUCCUGCUCCCCGGCGCCCUUCAUCAUGGACUUGCUCGGAGUUGGGGUGGACCACAGCAGCGGCCAGGAGCUGGCUGUCGGGCCCCGGGAUUCGGCAGGUACGCGCGCUUGGAUGGCGAGAUAGGAUGGCCGCGCAGCGCGAUCCUCGCCGUCCCCACGCAGCGGUCCCCGGGAGGUGCCGCUGACUCUAGAAGCGCACAGGGGUGUGGGCGGAGGCCGCCCAGCCGCGCCCGCACCUUCCCCAGUCCUUUCGCCGCUUCCACCCACUCGCACCUGCCGCUGCGCGGAUACCAUGUCGAAGGCGGCUGCAGGCGCGGCGCCGGCGGCGGAAAGUUGUCCCUCGGCUCCGGCCGGCGUGUCGACACCCGCGGGCGUGGAGGAUCUGUCCAAAGUGACGGACGAAGAACUGCUGCAGUGGAGCAAGGAGGAUCUGAUCCGCAGCCUGCGGCGCGCCGAAGCUGAAAAGGUGAGCGCGAUGCUGGACCACAGCAACCUCAUUCGCGAGGUCAACCGCCGCCUGCAGCUGCAUCUAGGCGAGAUCCGAGGGCUUAAGGAUAUUAACCAGAAACUCCAGGAAGACAACCAGGAACUGAGGGACCUAUGCUGUUUCCUGGACGAUGAUCGGCAGAAAGGCAAAAGGGUAUCCCGGGAGUGGCAGAGAUUGGGUCGCUAUACAGCUGGAGUGAUGCACAAGGAAGUGGCCUUAUACUUGCAGAAGUUGAAGGAGCUGGAGGUGAAGCAGGAGGAGGUCGUGAAGGAGAACAUGGAACUUAAGGAACUCUGUGUGCUGCUGGACGAGGAGAAGGGCGCGGGAUGUGCUGGCAGUCGCUGCUCCAUCGACAGCCAGGCCAGCCUGUGCCAGCUGGUGGCCUCUGCUGCCCCCUAUGUACGGGACGUGGGUGAUGGCAGCAGCACUUCCAGCACCGGCAGCACUGACAGUCCGGACCACCACAAACACCAUGCCAGUGGGGGCAGUCCUGAACAUUUACAGAAGCCCCGAAGCGAGGGCAGCCCAGAGCACAGCAAACACAGGAGCACCAGCCCUGAACAUCUACACAAACCCAGGGCUUCUGGGACCCCAGAUCAUCCCAAAGCACUGAAAGGACCCAGCCCUGAGCACCACAAACCCUUGUGCAAGGGCAGUCCGGAGCAGCAGAGGCACCCACAUCCAGGAAGCAGCCCCGAAAUGCUGCCCAAGCACAAGUUGAGUGGGAGCCCUGAACAUUUCCAGAAGCACAGGCCAGGAGGCAGCCCAGAGCAUGCCAGGCACAGUGGAGGAAGCCCUGAGCAUCUUCAGAAGCAUGCCCUGGGUGGGAGCCUGGAGCACCUCCCCAGAGCCAGGGGAACAAGCCCAGAGCAUCUCAAACAACAUUACGGGGGCAGCCCUGAUCACAAACAUGCAGGUGGCGGUGGAGGCAGCGGCGGGGGCAGCAGGGAGGGCACCCUCCGGCGGCCUGCUCAAGAGGAUUCAUCACCCCAUCACCGGAAUGUCUACAGUGGCAUGAAUGAAUCAACCCUGUCCUAUGUUAGGCAGCUGGAGGCCAGAGUCAGACAGCUGGAAGAAGAAAAUCGCAUGCUGCCCCAGGCCACCCAGAAUAGAAGUCAACCUCCAACUAGAAACAGCUCAAAUAUGGAGAAAGGCUGGGGGCCCAGAGCCCGGCGGGUCUUGCAGUGGUGGCAAGGGUGCCGAGGAAUAGGAAGAUGCCUGCCCUCUCUCCCGGGUUCUUUUAGGUUGUCAUCAGGGGCUGAUGGGAAUAACAGUUCACCCAACUCUCCAGCUAGCUUCAGUGGACAUACCACACCUUCUCAGCAGCCUGAACCUGUGGUACAUUCUCUUAAGGUCUUGGAUGUUGAGGAAACUGUAGAUCGUCAACAGGGUAAAGAGUAUGACCAUGACCUUAGUGAGACAGAAAAAGCUAUAGUCAGAGAAAUGUGCAAUGUUGUGUGGAGGAAACUUGGAGAUGCUGCAGGCUCGUGUCCUGGAAUUAGGCAACAUCUGUCAGGAAACCAGUACAAAGGGCCUAUGUGAGAAGCAGUGCCUUCAAACACGACACCGCCACUACCAGACGUAGAAGAAAGAGAAGACAAAGAUGAAAGUCCAUAUUUUACAAAAUAGGACUCAUGGCAUCACACGGAGUGAUUGUACAUUGCUCAUAUAUCCCCCUUUAAAUUCUUCAGUGUAUCUUCCCCCAUACAGCUAAUAUGCUCUAUACGUCUCAACUUUAGUGUUCAUAGCAGUCUCAAGGUAGCUUUGGAAAAUCGUUUUAGUAUUAACACUUUCAUGACAGCUGACAUGUUGUAGACUCUUCACAACCAUGAUUGCGAUAUUGGGUAAACUGCAUGGUUGAAGGAGUCCAGUAGAGCCUCUGUGGCUUUGAUAGAGGUGGUUCAUUGUAUCUAAAUGAUAGGAGCUUUUUACUGUGUGGAAGAUAUGAAGAAGUAUUUUCAAGCGUACAGCCUAGGUUAGGAAGCUCCCUCAUGUGAU